AUGGCCCUUGCAGGAUUUGUGUACUGCUUAACUUGCUUGAUCGUCUUAUUGUCGUCUCCGGGUGUUGCUAUUGAUCAGUUUGAGACGGUGAUUCCCGACUGGGUCGAUUCGUUUCAUUUCCCGCGACCUUCACUUCGGGUAGCUUACGGAUCGCAGAACGUGACCAUAGAAAGGCAGUUUUCGCCGGCUGAAGUUCUUCUGCAGCCUAAGGUGAGCAUCACAAAUGCUGGGAAUAGAGACCUUUUUACGCUUGUAAUGGUGGAUCCUGAUCCUCCCGGUCCACAAAUUCCCAUCUUGAGGAACAUUCUGCACUGGAUUGUAGUUAAUAUCCCGGCUCAAUCUACCAAUGCAUCAGAGCAAGGAGACCAUCUUGCCCCUUACUUAUCUCCUACACCAGUCCAGGGAGUCCACCGUUAUUAUUUUCUUCUCUUCAGACAGAAGAAACAAAUUCAUGCUGGAAGUCUGGUUGGAAGUCUUAGCAGGACUCUCUUCAGUGUCCGUGUGUUCACAGAGAAUUAUGAUUUGGGUUAUCCUGUAGAUGGAGUCUUCUUCACCUCCAGAGUGAUUAUAUAACUGAUGAACUCGUAUCAAUAAAUUGA
Molecule: messenger RNA, 599 nt
Organism: Selaginella moellendorffii
Lineage: Eukaryota; Viridiplantae; Streptophyta; Lycopodiopsida; Selaginellales; Selaginellaceae
Product: protein MOTHER of FT and TFL1 homolog 1
Exons: 3
Coding region: 1-573 (190 amino acids)
Source: RefSeq, a predicted model, not a curated record